Lichtheimia ornata is the source of this 600-nucleotide messenger RNA. RefSeq lists its product as uncharacterized. NCBI's taxonomy places the organism in Eukaryota, Fungi, Mucoromycota, Mucoromycetes, Mucorales, Lichtheimiaceae. The transcript is spliced from 3 exons. Bases 1 to 600 code for a protein of 199 amino acids. The record is from RefSeq and is a predicted model, not a curated record.
AUGACCAGUCAAAAGCGAAAGCUCCUCGAGACCUAUCGUGCCCUAGCAGAAAACUACACCACGUUGGCCAAUAUACUGGAAGCGUCUCCUGAUCUUGCCCUCACUACAACUACCGAUAUCCCAACCACAUCUUCUUCUUCCUCCAUUGCCAAACCCAAGAGGAAAAAGGCCAAGACCAAGCAACAGAAUUCAAACAAGCCCAAAAGACCCUCAUCCGCGUACAUCUUUUUUACACAAGCUCAAACCGAAGCCGUGAAAGAAGAGCUAGGAGAGAGUUGUUCAAUGAGAAUGGUUUUCACGGAGUUGGCAAAGAGAUGGAAGGAAUUAAGUCCCAAGCAAAAAGAGCCCUAUAACCGUAUGGCCCGUGAAAGCAGUCAGCAAUACAUGAGAGAACUCGACGAAUACUCGCAGCACAUAGACGAUGAUGAAAUUGAUGAGCUUGAGCAUGAUGAAAGUUCACAACAGGAUACCAAGGCAACGGGAAUGAAGGGCAAGGAUACGACAAGGAAACCAAUGGCUACGACGACCCGGGGACGUACGAACAUAAUUGAAGAUUCAAGUGAUGAAGAAACGACCGAUUUGUCAGAUUUAUCGGAUUGA